GAGGGCAGGGGAUUAAACGGCGGGUCCGCCCUUGGGCUCCUAUUGGUUAGGUCAAGGGGUGGGCGUGCCCUUCUGAAGGUGACGGCGGCCGCUCUCGCGCUGCCUCGGAGGUCCGUUGCUGAGGGAGCUGAAGGGGUGCUGAGGUGCUGCGGAGGCCGGCGCGAGAGCGAAGAUGUUGGGCGGGCGGCAGGUGCCGAAGACGCUUCGGGUGAGGAGGGGGAAAAAUAGGCCAGGCCGGGGGGGGGGCGGCGGGUUUGGUUAUGGAGGUCCCGCUUCCCCCUGACGGACGACCCGGCCGCCUUCCUUUGUCCUCCGCGCUUCCCCUCAGGGACAGCUGAGCCCCUCUGAGGCGCAGCGGGCUAAGCGGCCAGCCCCGCCUCCCUUCGCCCUUCCCUGCGUCAGCGCCGCGUGCCUCUUAGGCCGGGCCUGCGCGCAUGCGCCAGGACGAGCCCACCUGAGGUGGCAGAGUCUUCCUCGCCUGGAGCGAGCCGAGGAGACCCGUGUUCGAGCGCUCUGCUGUAUUUUUUCUCUCCUAAUAAAUCCUUCCUGAGAAACGCUGAUCUUAUUGUUUGUUGUGGCCUCCCCCGAGUUUUGCUGCCCUUUUUUUUAAAAAAAAUGUUUUUUAAGGAUGUCUCUCUGUGCAUAAUGUUCCAAAGGUGAUUUGUCUUCUCCUAUACUGAAGUGAUAUACAGUAGUACCUCAGGUUACAUACACUUCAGGUUACAUACGCUUCAGGUUACAGACUCUGCUAACCCAGAAAUAGUACCUCGGGUUAAGAACUUUGCUUCAGGAUAAGAACAGAAAUUGUGCUCCGGCGGCGCAGCAACAGCAGGAGGCCCCUUUAGCUAAAGUGGUGCUUCAGGUUAAGAACAGUUUCAGGUUAAGUACGGACCUCCGGAACGAAUUAAGUACUUAACCCAAGGUACUAGUGUACUCCCAAACUCUUGCUACCUUUGAAUUAUAACACACACACACGCAAACACAGAGUGUAGUGGGGAUCAAGUUGCUGCAAGGUCACAUCACUUUCCGCCCACUUCCCCCGUGACUGCCUGCUUUAAACCUUUAAUGUUGUUAACUGUUGCAUUUAAAAUGCAAAAUAGGGUUUUAUUCUGUGGUGGCAUUGGCACCUAGGGUCAUGGACAUUUGCCAGGGCCCACUCCAGUCCUGAAGCUGAGAUCCUGAAGCUGAGGCUCCAAUACUUUGGCCACCUCAUGAGAAGAGAAGACUCCCUGGAAAAUCAGGAUGUUGGGAAAGAUUGAGGGCACAAGGAGAAGGGGACGACAGAGGACGAGAAGGUUGGACAGUGUUCUCGAAGCUACCAGCAUGAGUUUGACCAAACUGCAGGAGGCAAUGGAAGAUAGGAGUGCCUGGGGUGCUCUGGUCCAUGGGGUCACGAAGAGUCGGACACGACUAAACGACUAAACAACAACAACUCCAGUCCUUGCAAAAGCAGACUCUGCAAGUUCCCUUGUGGAAGGCAGAAGCUAAUGUCUGGGGACUCAAGUGGCCACAGGUGCUGGAGAUGGGAGGCCCACGGAAGACAGCCUGCCCAGCACCCCCAAUAAUCUGAAGCUAGACCUGCAACUUACAUGCUACUGUAUCUGUAGGCAGGGCCUAAUUCUUGUUCUGUGGUUCCCCUCUUAAAGGUAAAGGAGCUCUCUGGAGAAGAGACAACCCAAUAUACUUUGUUGCUUGAAACAAAAAAGCCAAUCAGCAGAUCUGCUUUCCUCUUUCUGCAAAUGAACAUGAGGAGGUAUGGCCCAUCAGAAGAUCUCCUGUGUAAAGGGUCAUCUACAGGAGAACCUCCUGGUGGAGUUUGCCUUUUUUGGAUAAAAUCUUCCCUCCAUUCUGCUGUCCUCAAUGAUGCUCAAAAUCUGCUGCUAUGGUGGUUGUCUCAUGGUGUUUAUGCAUCUAAUAUCCUUCAUAAGUUAUGUUUGUAUCAAGGAGCAAUGGCCCCUUUUAAAACAGCACUCCUCUGGAGCGCACAUGGAAGCUGCUAAAAACAAUAAACCUGGAUCCUCAUCUUUAUGUGCGACUGCUUACUGUGGCAAAAGUUAUCUAAAUAGAGAGGCUAAAACAGAGAUUAAAAACUGCUCAGUGUGUCCGUCACAGUUUGUUAACCUAAAUGGGCUAAAGGUUAUAGGAUCAAAAGGGUAAAUUACCAAAUAACAUAGCUCAGCAUCACUGACUUAUUUUGCAAUAGGAUUGUACAAUAUUGCAAUAUGGUUUAACUGACAGUUAUUUUAAGCAUCAGGAUUUUUGUAAAGGUAUAUUGCUGGAAAAUUCUUUGCAAAGUUAUGACAGUUCUUAUUGCUCUUUUCUGCCUAUUCACUUCUGGAAGUAUUUCAAAGAGUAGCAAAUGCUGCUGCUGCUGAUGGUGAUGAUAAGAAUAAGAAUAAUUCUAAAGCUUCAAAGUAUUAAGAAAAACAAACAAGUGUAUUUAAAGUAGCUUGUUUAAAAUAUGUUAAAUGGAAAAACACAAUAUUUUUGAAUCAGUAUACCAGAUGUUUUUGCACUUACUGAAAAAUAAACUAUUUUUUCAGAUGUUAACUUAUGCAAGCAGAGGCUACUCAUCACAACGUGGCUUAAAUGUAAGUAUCAGUUGUAACAGGACUUCAGGUAUUUGCGAUGGCAAUACCAUACUUUGCCCAGCUCUACCAUGUUUUUUCAAACAGCGAGCUGAGAUAAAUUAAGUGGAUUAGGGGCCAGAGUAGGUGUGAUGCCAAACAUAUCACUUCCUGAUGUGCCUUUUUCCUGAUGUGGUUUUAAAUUGCAAAUGAAACAUAUUAGGGGUGGGGGGAUUUUUGCCAGGACUAUGGUGUGCAGGGUUUUCUAACUCGUUCCUCAUCUGCUGUGGUCCUCACAAAAGAUGCCUGGCCCACAUAGAUGCAUUUUCGUUUUAGGAGGAACUAUUGGUAGCAAUGCAAGCUCUCCUGCUGGGGCUGAUAGUGGCCAAGUGAGGAGAAUUUUCACUGGGACCAUAGCCUAGGGCAGAGUUUUCCGAACUUCAUGUUGGUGAGACACUUUUUAGACAUGCAUCAUUUCACAACACAGUAAUUCAGUUUUACUAGCAAUCCAGAGGUUAAACUAACCCCUUCCCAGCAUUCGCGCAACACACCUACACACUGCAGCCGACACACUAACAUGUCUAAACAUAUAGUUUGGAAAGCUCUGGCCUAGAGGCUAAGGGUUAAAUCGGAUUUGCUGCACACCACAGCCUUACAAAACACUCUACCAUUCCUCACUUCGAUUAGGAAUUAAAAAGCAGUACAUUCAGCAUCCUAUCUAGUCUGGCCCUCAGAAUGAUACAUGUCUAUCUAUGUGCAUACUUGAAAAGGUUACCUUGUUUCAUGCAUCUGAUAAAGUGAGUUCCUAUCCAAAAAGUUGUUGUUGUCAAAGUGUGUGCCAUAAUAAAUAGAUUCUAGGAUGCCAUAGAAUUUUGUUGUCUCACUGCUGCAAAUAACUUGUGUUCUCUUUUGAAAUUGUCUAAGUAGACUGCCUAUAAUUUGGCCUACAUGGGUUGUUACAAAACCUGCAAUGUAGUUUCCCCCUCUCUCAAUGUUUUCCAGCACUAGAUAAUAUUAUUUAUAUUAUCAUGCUGUCUGAUCCACCUACUCACUCCCUGACAAAAAAGAAUAAGUAGGAAGUUCUCCCAUCUGUAUGUCUUAUUUCCUUUAAUUAUCAGCAGUUGUACAGCCUUCUUGCUAAGCUAUAGCAACAUAUUAUCUUUGAGUAAAGAGACAUACCAAUUAACUUAUUUAUUUAUUUAUUUUUACAUUUAUAUCCUAGCUUUCUUCCAAGGAGUUCAAGGUGGUUCUCCGUCAGUUUCAUCCUUGCAAUAACCCUGUGGAGUAGGUUAGGCUGAGAGACUGUGGCCCAAGUUCACCCAUCAAGUUUCAUGGUUAAGGGGACUAGAACCCUGGUCUCCCAGGUCCUAGUCUGAUACUCUAACCACUACACAACCCAUCAUACAGGAAUAACCAGAUGUUUCUGGAGCAUACAAUUACUUUGAUAACUGCUAAGUCUAAUCUUCCUAAUUAAAACAGAACUUAAGACUUGAGAAUAUACCUUUCUGGGGGUAACUGUCAUAAUCGUUGCAAUGGUUUUGUUUGUUAGGAAGUAGUAAUUGUAAGUGCUGUCCGGACACCCAUUGGCUCUUUCCAAGGAUCCCUUUCAUCACAGCCAGCCACUAAACUUGGUUCCAUUGCAAUUAAAGGUGCAAUUGAAAGAGCAGGUAAGUCCGGACUCUGUUCAGAAGGUUUUGUGGAACAGGGUGGGAUGGGGAUGGAUUGUUUGGAAAAUAUUCACCAUCUCUUCUGAUCCAGGUUAAAUAGCAGCUAGUGUCUGUUGUAAUCACCCCUUGCCACUUUGCUAUUAUGCUGGGACACGUUAGCCACUAAGUAUUCAUGCUGUUCUUUAAAGAAAUCAAUUAUGCAUGUGCCCAAGGUGUAUCAGUAAAGUAUGUCAUCCUUUUUAAAGCAUGUCACACUCGGUCUGCUUUUGAGCAAUUCUUAGUCCUCCAUUGUCAUUACUCUGCUACCCUCCCCCCUGGUUUAUUCUCAGUUCUGACAUGGUUCAAGGAUGAUUUAUUGCAAACCUGUCCCAUUUUCAGUUUUGGCCAUUUGCAUUCAAGUGAGUAACCCAGGGACUAAAGCAAUGGUGAUCAAAUUUGUACAGCAAACAUUGUGCUAAGCUUGCAAAAAAGUACCUGCUCUGCACCACUUCACAAGUAGUUUUGCGUAGAGGUUCUGAGCUAAAAGCAGGGAGAGCUGCAAUCUAGAUGAGCUUUUUAAGGACUUAACUUUGCUCCUCAGUUUUGUCCAUAAACAAAAUCUAAGUGGCAGCUUCAUCAUCUAUUUCAUUCUUCUUACCCAGAUGUUUCUUUUCUCUCUCAUUCUAUGAGCAUAUUAUCACUUUAUGCUUGGAAAAUGCCUUCUCUGAUUUUUGCCAUUAGGUAUCCCUGCACAAGAAGUGAAAGAAGUCUACAUGGGCAAUGUUAUUCAGGCUGGGCAAGGACAAGCUCCUGCAAGACAAGCAACCCUUGGUGCAGGUACCAAAACUGUUUUAUGGCUCAUGACUUCUUAGGGCACAAGUCGUAAAUCCAACAAUGCAUGAGUAGAUUUCCUUUCAUGCAGUGGGACUUCUUCUCUCCACACCCGCAGCUCCUUCAGAGCCCCCUGAAUCAGCUCCAGUGGGUCUCCCAAACCUCUAGAGUAGAUUCUGAGGGUGUGCAGGGAGCUACAGUGGGGGAGAAGGUGAAGCCUUUUUCACUAGCACAGAGAUGGCAUUGGAUACAACCCUCAAUGAGUAAGAUUCACUGCUAAAUUAUAAAACAGAGGUAAAUAACUGAGGAGUACGAUUCACAUAAUGCUCAACAAAUUAAUCUGAGUUUGAAUUUUAAUCUGAAUCGGCCUUCUGUUUUCUUCAAAUUGCUAUAAUCAGAACUGGAACAUUUUUUGAGUUACCUUUUCCUCUUUUACUCCUUCUGUACUUUCACUUCAGCCUAGUGGGGUGUCCUUAGCAUAUAUGGUGGUGGGGAGGUAGUAUGUUGCCUAAUAACAUGUUGCUAGUUUUCUGAUGUGGUGAAGUCAAAGGGUUGAAUCCCAAAGAUAAAAUGUUAUGAAUGGAAGGAACUACUGGAGAUGUCAGGAAUGGUCUUUCAUCUUUAUAGAACUGAGACUAGUAUGAGAGGACACUACUGGUCUGAAAAACACAUGGUAUCAGGAAAGUCAGUGGGAUUCUUUGGCAUGAGUUCCUUUUUAAUUGAUUAAAGCAACUUGAUAUAUUCCAUAUAUGCAGUUGGCUGACAAUUCUUAGAAGUUUAUUUUUAUCUUAAUUUGGUUCAGGUUUACCAGUUUCUACUCCUUGCACAACUGUCAACAAAGUUUGUGCUUCUGGAAUGAAAUCUAUUAUGCUGGCAGCACAGAGUCUGGCAUGUGGGAGCCAGGUAGGAGAGUCAGUAUAUUCAGAAGACUUGUAAAUACGUGGAAAUGUAUAAUCUCUUAAAUAGGCCAAUAGCAAUUGUUUAUAAGAACAAAUUUUCUGGAAUCCUUCUGUAUGCCUCUGAAAGCUUCUGCUCUUGCAAGAUCCUCUUCCUUUAAAAAGGAAGUGUGCUGGAGAGAUUUAUUGCCAACUGUACCAACCCAUACUGCUUUGAUUAUUGUGCUGGUAUGGCUUCAGUAUCUGACUUGUCUAUGUUAUUUCCUGUAACUUUCCAACAGUUUGACUUCGCCCCCGAAGGCACACUCUUGCAUUCUCUCCCAAUACAGAUGGGGGCCAACCAAACUAUUAACAUUUUAUAUUAAAUUUACACAAUUUUCUUGGGACAUCAAAAGGAUAUGCAACAUGAAGAUUAGCAUAAUCAGUGGGUGGAAAAUUAAUAACUGUGACUAGCUGAGGAUUUUUAGAAAUUAUUUCAUUUAUUUAUUUAAUAAAAUUUAUACACUGCGUGUGUGUGUGUGUGUGUGUGUGUGUGUGUGUGUGUGUACACACACACACAUACCUCAAAGGAAAGGAGACUCCAUGGCCUUCCAGAUUAUGUCAGACUAAAAUUCCCAUUAGCCCAGGCAGCAUGGCCAGUGGUCAGGAAUGAUGAGAGUUGUAGUCCAACAAUAUUUGAAGGGCUACAGGUUUCCCAUUCCUGUGUUUGUUAUUGUGUAUGUACCCUUUUGAUUGUAUGAUGAAUUGCAUUGCAACUUUUUGCCUAAUGGGAGACUCAAAACAUUAUUUAGAUCUGAGCCAAGCAAUUCAAAGGUGUGGGAGAGAAAGUGAAAGAUGAAGGAACCUUUUUCAGGGUUUUUAUUUUUCUUGCAGAGGUCAUAUUGGGUAGGAAAAUCAGUAUGCCAACUCCAGGGCUGGCAUGUUUCCCCUUUAUUUUUUGUUGGAGGGGGGGCAUUAUGGGAGAAUGGAGAUUUUGUUGAGAGAGGGGGAAAUCUGCUGUAUCCUAGGCCUUCCCAGGGACAAUAGUAUUGCACUCUUCCGUAUUUUGUUUUCAUCCUCCUUGUAAGUUGGAAAAAGCUGUAUAUAAUUUGUUGAAACAGGACGUGAUGGUAGCUGGUGGAAUGGAGAGCAUGUCUAAUGUACCCUACACAAUGGUCAGAGGAGCAACGCCUUAUGGAGGAGUAAAGCUUGAAGACUUGAUUGUAAAAGAUGGCUUGACAGAUGUUUACAACAAAAUUCACAUGGUAAAUACAGCUUUUAAUGUCUUGCAAGUUUUGUGGCAGCCUAUUUUUGUUGUUCUGGUUUUUUUUUAAAGGUUCUCUUGGCAAAUAGGAUGUUCAGAUACUUUCCUGAUCAAAAGCCUACAUUUGUUGAGUUUAGGAGCCUUGCUUCAUGCUGUUUCAUUGGAAAAGCUAGCACAGCUUGUUUCAGGCAGCAAACAAACCAAGAAGCUUGUGAGUUGCAUGGUUUUUUGUUUGUUCCCAAUGUCUAACAGAGUCACAAAUGAAAUGGGAAGCUUCAUUUCAGUUGGUUUAAAUUUAUUCAUUCAUACUUGAGUCCAUUAACCUCAAAAGUGGGGAUUUUGGCGAUGGCACAGCUGAUCUACACAAACCUGUCCAGUUUUUAAAAUGACUUUCAGUGAUUUCCUGUCUGCCUCCCCAGGGUAAUUGCGCAGAGAAUACUGCAAAGAAGUUUACUAUAUCACGGGAAGAUCAAGAUGCCUAUGCCAUAAAAUCUUACACCAAAAGCAAGGAAGGUUGGGAGUCGGGAGUUUUUGCAAAUGAAAUUGUCCCAGUUACUAUUUCUCAGAAAGGUAGUAUAAUUUCAUAUAUAAUACCUCCCCACCUUCUGUUUUAUGAUAAACCAUGUACAGAAAUGGUAUAAAAUGUUGUAUGCAUUCUGGCAAACAUAACUUGUCUAUGAAAUGAAGACUGAACAUAUUUUGUUUCUUUUUGCUGAAAUAGAGACCAUUUCUGUUUACACCCCUAUUCCCAUAUUAAGCUUUUUGUGUUUUUUGACCUUCCAAGCUGAGGUUUGAGUUUUCUUUCUGGGUCCCUCCCCACCCAAAAAAGUUUUGUGGCCUGCUUGGAAGGCUAUCUGCCUUUCCUCCCUUUCACAGGAGGCUUAGGGCAGUGAUGGAGCAAGAAAUGAGACAAUGAUUUGAAGCAUACUUAACUACAGCCUUUGCAUGUUCUGCGGGGAGUGCCAGCUGUCCAGCCACAAAGAAGUCUGAAAUUGUUUAACUAAUUAAAGUCUUAUUUUAGGGAAACCAGACACAGAGAUUAAAGAAGACGAGGAGUACAAGCGUGUUGAUUUCAGUAAAGUUCCAAAUCUGAAGGCCGUUUUUCAGAAAGAAAACGGUAAGUUCGGAAAAAAGUGAUGCCUGGUUUUUAAUGUAGUAAAAGCUGGCCAGAUUGCAUUUUUUAUUUAAACAUACCUGCAUUUCCUUCAGUGAAAUGGUUUAUAUGGAUGUGUGUUUUGAUAUAAUGCCAGCCUUGUUGAAUUUGAAUUGCUGUAUGUUGUGUGGCCAGUGUUUUGCAUAUGGAUUGAUGUAGGCUGGAAUUUAGGAUGUUACUGAGGAAUGCACUAUAUUCACAUUGCUGCCUCUUUCAGGAACAGUAACUGCUGCCAAUGCCAGUACAUUGAAUGAUGGAGCAGCUGCAUUAGUACUGAUGACUUCAGAAGCAGCCAAAAGGCUGAAUGCUAAACCAUUGGCUAAAAUAGUAGGUAAGAAUCUUCUUGACUUUCUAGUGAAAUGUUGAGAAACGCUUGAUCCUGACAGAUAAUGGGUUAGACUGACUUUGUUUUAGGUAAGGUAAGGGGACCCUUGACCAUUAGGUCCAGUCGUGACCGACUCUGGGGUUGCGGCGCUCAUCUCGCUUUAUUGGCCGAGGGAGCUGGCAUACAGCUUCCGGGUCAUGUGGCCAGCAGGACUAAGCCGCUUCUGGCGAACCAGAGCAGCGCACGGAAACGCUGUUUACCUUCCUGCUGGAGUGGUACUUAUUUAUCUACUUGCACUUUGACAUGCUUUCGAACUGCUAUGUGGGCAGGAGCUGGGACCGAGGAGUAGGAGCUCACCCCGUCACGGGGAUUCGAACCGCCGACCUCCUGGUUGGCAAGUCCUAGGCUCUGUGGUUUAACCCACAGUGCCACCUGCGUCCCCUACUUUGUUUUACUUUGCCUUUUAUCAGCGGGUUAGGUUGAAAGGACUGCUUUUUAACUGAAUGGUGCAGUCAUAGCUUGACAAUUUGCCAAACUCGAGAGAAUUUAGGGGCCUUUGGGAUGUCUCAGCUGUUCCUCUAACACUGCCAUGCUUACAUCUUUUAAAAGCAAUAAUAUCCAGAAUUUUGCCAGAGAGGCUGUAAGCAUCUAUUGCAGGUACUCUAAAUGCUGCUAUGUAUACCAAUAAUGACAUUUCCCCCUUCUGCUUCACAUUUGCUCUUUUGCAGGUUUUGCAGAUGCUGCUGUUGAUCCUAUUGACUUUCCAAUUGCACCAGCACAUGCAGUUCCUAAGGUAAUCCUUUUAUAGCAUUCCCCUACCUUCAAAUUAAAAUCUUCCUCAAGGCAGGCUCUCUCAUAUUUAUCACAGUACGUCAAACAGUAAUACUUAUACUUCAGAAGUAUUCAGAAUAUUGGAUAAUAAGACUUAAUGCUAAUCAAACAUGGAAGGUUUCUUAGAAAGCUUCUGCCAAGACCAUAAUGCAACUUGCCUCUGAAUCUUCUCAUUAGGUUUUUUUUUCUGUUGGCCUUUGUACUUUUAUUUUCCUUUUUGGUGUUCACUACCUACUGAUAACAAAGUGGUUUUUUAAAAUGGACCUGAAAAGCAAAAUAUAUUUGAGUAAAAGUAAAUGUUAGAUGACAUUUCUCAGCAGCACUGUAAGUAAUUUAAGUAGACAAUUAAAUAGGCGUUACUCCAGUUGCUUUAUUGCUUGAAAUCUACAUUUCACUCUUAGGUUAAUGCUGUUAUUUUAGCAUUGUGAAACACUGAACUAAUUAGUUUGUUAAUAUUGAAUUCUGAAGUAUCUCACACCUUAGAUUUAAUCAGAAACUGGUACACAUGGAUUUCGUAAUUCAGGGACUGGGUUAAUUUUUUUCUAGAGAAAGUAUUUGCUUGAAUCCUGACUGCUGUAGGCAGUGGUAAUUGUUAAUUUUUUUUUCACCUGACGUGUGGCUUCAAGUCAGUUGAAAUGUUUAUCUUUAUGGGUGGAUUUCUCUUGAGCUACAGUCCCAAUUGUGCCAGUGACCCAUUUUAUAUCUCGAAUUAAAACAGAAGGGCAAGAACCCUCAGACCCUGUUGGUGAUAUAUAUUACCUUUUAUCUAUGUGUUUCUGUCUUUUUCCAGAUACUUAAUCAGACAGGCCUAAAAAAGGAAGAUAUUAAAAUGUGGGAAAUUAAUGAAGCAUUCAGUGUUGUUGUCCUAGCCAACAUUAAAAUGCUAGACGUUGAUCCGCAAAAGGUGAACAUUCAUGGAGGAGCAGUCUCUUUGGGACAUCCAAUUGGGUAAGUGAAGUAAUACAUUUGUUUGCGCAACAAGAAGAAACCCUGACCCUCCCCUCCACAGCAAAGGCAAAUAGUUAGUUAUUAUAGCUUUGGUAUUUAAAUGUAAGAAGGCAGAAAGCAUUCCUAGUUCUGAUGUGUAAAUGUACUUGACAUGGUGCAUUUUAAGUGCUUGCUCUUGGUACUUUUAAAAAUGCUUACUCUUUAAAAAUGCCAUAUAUAAACUAAAAUUAUUAAUCGUUUGCAAUAUUCUAAGUACCCUGUUUCAUAAUCCACUAGGAAAUAAGAUUACGUAAUGGUGCAGAGGAAGUAUUAGUCCUGUAAAAAAUCCAACUUCAAACCAUCAACACCCUCCUUAAUGUCUAUUGUGUUUGGUAGUGUCUUAAUCAAUUGAUGCAGUAGACACAAUAGAUUGGAAAAUCUCAACCAUGAUAAAUGAAAAAGUUGUCUCUGAGUCUUGGGACCACAGAUCAGUGUAUCUAGUUUGGGAACAGGGCGAGUGGGAAAGACCUAAGACAAUGAAGAGUUGUUGCUAAGCUGGCCAGUUCUGCAUUAGACAGACCUAUAGAAAAGUUUAUUUUGGAUACUCCUUCCCUAUUGAUUCCAUUCCCACAUCCUCUUUUCCCACAUCUCUUGCCUCUCUUCCCUCUUAGCAUAGUUCCAUCCUAACAUCCUCCAGGAUGUCAGUGGUGUGUGGUUGUCAUAGAUUAGCGCAUGUGUGAGACAGGUCUUUCACAAACUACUUACCUCUAGUACUACUCUCUUAUGCUUCAGCUAGAUAUUAUUUAGCACUAUGCUGAUUCUAAGGCACGGGCUGAAAAAGCUGAUUUAUGAGGUUAAGCACUAACCUUUUUGCCAAUCUAUACAACUCAAAACUUAACUAGGGUGCUUUUUCUGUUUUAGGAUGUCUGGAGCAAGAAUUGUUGUUCACAUGGCUCAUGCAUUGAAGCAAGGAGAGUAUGGCCUUGCUGGAAUCUGUAAUGGAGGUGGAGGCGCAUCUGCGAUACUAAUCCAGAAACUGUAGACUCUAAUGGCAAGCCUUAAGGCUCAACUGUCAAAUGGCUGUUACAACUAUUUAUGGAAUUGCAGCGCAGACCCCCCUCCCAAGCUCAGUCUAUCAUUGUUUUUAAAAAAACACAACUAAUUUUUUUUUUACUAUACAUCCAGUGCAAGUGGUUUUUUUAUACCAUAGGGACUAUAAAAUGUGGGUUAAACUUCAAUCAAAGACAAUAAAGACGAAGUAUAGUGGCUGGCUACUGUGGAAGUUUCAUUAUGUUUUAUAAUUUUUUUUAAAAUGGCUGUCACAAAUCCCUGCUCACACUUACCUUGGCAUUCAGUCUAUUUCCCUGUGCCCCAAGGAACGUGCAGUCCUCCAAGUCAUGAAAGAAGUUUUUGUGUCUUUUGGCUUGGAUAAGACAGUGCCUGCAUAGCCCUUGUCCAAGCCCCUCCUUUACCUGCCCCCUACCAUAUAUAUUGUCAGGUGGAUAUAGCCUAGCAGCUGUAACCAUGCCCAUUGGCUGAAAGUUACCUACCCCUGCUAUAGUAUGCUAUCUCUCUAGUGUGGUUUCUUCCAGCAUAGCUCUAAUAUGAAUUCACAGAGGGCUCUUAAUGGCAUGUGAGGACUGGGUUGCUGUAUUCAAAAGCUGAUACAGUGGUACCUCAGGUUACAUACGCUUCAGGCUACAGACUCUGCUAACCCAGAAAUAGUACCUCGGGUUAAGAACUUUGCUUCAGGAUGAGAACAGAAAUCGUGAUCUGGCGGUGCGGCAGCAGCAGGAGGCCCCAUUAGCUAAAGUGGUGCUUCAGGUUAAGAAUGGACCUCCGGAACGAAUUAAGUACGUAACCAGAGGUACCACUGUACUACUAGUUAUUAGUUGGUUCUACUGACAGCAAAAGCAGCAAGCUGGUCUACUUAAAUUGACAAUUUAGAAAGUACUUGAAGUAACUUUCAAAAGCUGGGGUGAGAUCCCGCAUAGCAUGAACAGUUGUUUGCACAUCCUUCCAAAUCUGCAAAGGGUUGGGGGACAAGAUAAACUGUAAAACCUGUUGCACAAGCAAGUGGACACAACUGGAUGUUGCACCUAACAUUUGCUAUUACACCUUUACAAAGGAUUGCUCAGGAACCUCAUAAAAACUGAGGAAAGUGUGUGCAUAAAAGUGAUAUACCAACAAGGUACUACCUCUCAAACUUUUCUUGACUGAUAUAAUGUUUCCCUAAAAAGUAGCCAGAGCUGCAUACCUUGAGCAACUGUGAUCAUUUGCUUCCACAUUAAAAAGCAGCUGAAAAUUAAAAAAAUUGAACAAAGCUAUAUUGUAGGGAUUCCCAAGCUACACUAGUGUGAGUAAUCUGCUCUCUGCCAGUGUGGUGUAGUGGUUAAGAGCGGUAGUCUCAUAAUCUGGGGAACCGGGUUCGCGUCUCCGCUCCUCCACAUGCAGCUGCUGGGUGACCUUGGGCUAGUCACACUUCUUUGAAGUCUCUCAGCCCCACUCACCUCACAGAGUGUUUGUUGUGGGGGAGGAAGGGAAAGGAGAAUGUUAGCCGCUUUGAGACUCCUUAAAGGGAGUGAAAGGCGGGAUAUCAAAUCCAAACUCUUCUUGUUCUUCUUCUUCUCUCUCACAACUGAUAACAUUGUGGCUGAACUUUAGCACCACACUACAACAGAGCAGUUGGUUCUAUAGGGUAUCCUUUUUAGUAAAUCCUGUCCUCCUGAGGAGCUGUACCAGAAAAAGGAGACAACAGAUUCCCCCCUCCUCCAUUGUCAACGGCUUGGGUUAAAAAUCCCAAUUCAUGGCAGUCAUGGUUCAAACAUCUCUUUGGGAAGAGGAAUUCCUAUUAAGGGUGUGUGUUAAAUACAACAACUUUUAAGAAAUGUUCGAAAACACACCACACUGGGUUAGUGUCAUUUACAGGUGUAUUUUAAAGUUAAAUGAAAUAAAAAUAAAUUGCCUCUUAAUAUUUAUAAAUAUAGCAAGAAAGUUGAAAAAGCCUUUAUUGUAACAGAUUUGCAACUAGAGGAAAAGACAGGCACAAGGGAAGCAGGUUGGGGAAAUUCCCACUGUAAGACAAGCUGAAUUGUUAUCGUUAGAAGUUAGCUAGCUAUCCAAUUUAAGACUUGGCUAACCAUUACCUUAUGUUUUCCAACUUGAGCCAGCUAUCUGUCCUGGGCUAUAACCCCAAGCACAGUGACUGGAAAGCAAGUUCCACAGUUCAACAGAACCUGCUUCUAAGUGUAAUUUGGCUCAACAAUGUAUGACACUGAAAAUGUCUGAGCAGUUAAUGUGCACAUUUUGCAAAACACAUCCAACCCCCCGUGUUAAUAAAAGUAGUACCUUGUUGUUUUACAACUCCAACAGCUGUACAAUAUUUACAUUAUCCCCACAAGUAUAACUGUGCAAACUUAACUGGUUGUACAUUAAGUGCUUUCUCAGAAGUUGAUCUGCCAAGUUAUUUAUAAGCUAGCAACUUUCUUCAGAACCAGCGUGCCUUUUUAAAUAUGCAGUGACACUUGAAUGCAUCAACUGCACUCCCAUUUUGUUAUUUCACCUCAAAGUUGCAAAAGACCAAUGAACAGUUCAGUUUUUAUUCAUCAUAAUGCAAAGAUAACAAAAAUUUAUCCACAUCCAUUCCAGCAGGAAAUGCGAUUGGUAGCUUCUUCUGCUGAAAAAGGAAAAAAACACACAACCAUUUAGGCAAACAAGAUCUAGGUGCUUAAAAAUUGCUUAGUUCCACAGAACUCAACACAAAAACAUGUUUAUCUGUAUAAACCAAUGAGUGGGAUCUCCUGUCUUUUUCAAAAGUAGCUUGUACAGUUCUUUGGGAUUAUGCAGGCCUACACUUAUAGUAUUGGGCUGCUAUCCACCCACCACUUUUGGGGCAUUAAAUAAAUUAAAAACCAGGAUCACGUCUCAUCCUGCCCAAAAGGCAAAAUCAACCUUUGGAACAAACCAUCCCUGACCCGUGACAUUUAAAUGUUCUGCAUUAACACCUAUUGAGAUUCUUCCCCAAUCUAAUUUUGUUUACUUCUCAAGUCUAUAUAUAAGUAUAUGUAGUCCAACAGUGGACAUAGGCUUAAAUGGUCAACUGGUAAGUGUACCAAAACUUCAUAGCGAUUAAAAAAAUAAUCAUAAAGGUUGCAAUACCUGCAGUCUCUUACAACUACAGCAGGCCAAUACAGGCUAGCUUGCAAACAUUGGAUAAGCAAGUAACUGUGAUUCUAAAGAUUCAUUAAGACAAGCUCUAAAGAUGGGGAGGUGUCUCCUCAGCCAAAGAUUUCUUCUGAAAAGUUGUGACAAGUUAAAAAUGAAGGAACCGUUUCCAUUAGUUUAGGAAUGCCAACGUGAGCUUGAGAAAAGGCAUAUUACAGGAUACAUUAUGAUGUUUCCCAUUCUGGGCCAUUUAGCUAGACAAUGGGAUUAAAAGCUGUUAACUCUUCUUCUGCCUGUAGGUGCUGUGCUGGAAAAGAAACAGUACCAUGCAAUUAUGUUUGAAAGGACUAGUUUACUUACCUUCACUUUCUUCUUUUUUAUUGGCACUGUAAAGUUCUGCAUAUCUUUUUUACUGGCAGUCCGGGCAUUCCUCUCACAUUCAACCAUGUCUUCUGGUUUCCUUUUUUUUGCACUUCUCAAAGACCUAAACUGUUGCGUAUUGUCUUUAAGAGGUGUAGUGGUACUAGUCCUUGCAAUGGCUGCUCGUGAAAGUAUCAUUAAAGUGUGGGCAGCCAUACUAACACUGUUUUCACUGCCUGUUUCACUAGCUGGGCUACAGGCUGGCAAGUCAGGAGUAGCUGGAGGGACCAUGAUCCUUGGUGUUGUACUGUCUUCACUAUACCGUCUACACGUGGGCGUCCUUAUUAUAUCAAAGGUAUCCUCAGAGUGUCUAUCGCCAGUUCCUGAAGGUGUGCGUGGUACUGGCAGAUCCACAUUUUCAGGAAGUUUACUAGCGGGGCUUUGCCUCUGAAUGUCAUGCAGCAUUUCCACAGCUUGUUUAGUUAAUGGACUGGUCAAACAAUGGGCUUGGUUGGCAGACCUGUUUUGGUCUUUUUUUGGCUCCUUUGAAGGUAAAGCUGCUGAAAUUUUGCAAUUUGCAUUUGACUGCAGCCCCUGCUUUUUAGUCAGUUCCUGAGCAGAGGAGCUGUUCUUCUCAUUAUGAAGGCUAACGUUCUGUUGGCCGUUUGACAGAGUCGCCACCUCCUGGUUUUUGGGGGGUUUGUCAACAGUCCUUUCCAAUUCGUUCUCUUUAUUUGCUGUCUGUUUUCUUAACACAUCCGAUGCCAAUCCUGGACCUGAAUGUCUCUUCUCAGAUUGGGUGUCCUUUGCAGUCAAGUUUCUGCUAGUAAUAUCAGGCUUACAUAAAAUCCGAGGCAAAGUUCUCUCUCGUUCCCUCUUGCAGGACUGAGUUUUAGCAGUUGAAAGCACAGCGCUGGGAGAAUUCCCAGAGCAUAAAGGGUUUUCACUCCUUUCUUUCUGUGAUGCUGGAAUACUUCCUACUGGAGCAGCCAGAGUGUUGUCAAAGCAAAGCACUCUCCUAUGGCUUUCAUUCUGUUUGGAAGCGGAACUUAGGGUGUCGAGAGCAACUGUCUCCAGCUUCUUUUUCAAUUCUGCACAAACAUUCUUGUCUGAGUUUGCAUUUCUGAAUGGGGGAAAAGGGUAGGGAUUAUCUGACAAUCUUGUGAUAAAAUUUCUAUUUUCAAUUAUUUUGGUAUAUUUUUAAAGGCUAUUGCUGAAGGCUAUAAACUCAGCCAUGUUAGUAGCAGAGAGUACAAAACAAGCUGGUUUAAGGGGACAUCCCCACCUUCAGUUUAAAAAUCUUGAAUAGCUCAAUUUUUGCUUUACUGAAAUAACAAAAGGGUGAAGAGAAGCAGAACACCCUCCAUGCACGUAAAAAUAAAUAAAUAAAAAAGCACAUAAUUAAUUUUAAAGGUUUUCCAGUUGUGAACUUUACCCGUCACAAAACAUGUAAAAUUUGCUGAAUGUACACAAAACCACCUCGGGCCUUAAAAACUUAGGACCGUUUCAUUGCAAAGGAAGGCUAAGCUCUAGAGGUGCUUCCUUGUCCAAAUCCCAGAAAAGUUUUUCAUCUAAAGAACAAGGCCCUGGAGGCAACUAAUAGGGAGAAGAUAUACCCACUUUAAUUUAACUACCCAAUAAAGUUUCUUAACCCUCAUUUAAACAUUCAUGUUAAAAUACAUGUUUGCCACUAUUUUUAAAAUGAAAUUCUUUGAACAAAUGGAAAGUAACAGCUGCAAGAAAUUUUCUACUCCCUAUCAGUUGCUAUAAGCCAAAAUUUCAAAGGCUACUAAGGAACAAUGUAGAAAACAGUCCAAACCACUCAAGUGAGAAAAAUAUAAUGUGUGAAGUUAGUGAUCACUAUUAUGUUUGCCAGUAGCUCCCAUGAUUGCAAUGCCUAAACAUUAUCACUGCAAAUGGCAGAAAUAACUAUGGACUGCUCAUAUAUUUUAUCAUGCAAGUGCCUUCCCAGAAAUGUUGAGAACUGAGAAAAACCCCCUGCAUUUUAUGCAAUGCAACUUAACUGACCUUUGUGCACGAGAAGCAGGACGAUUUAUAGGCUCAGAUCCACCGGGUACCAACUUUCCUAAAACAUUUGUUUAAAAAUCAAACUGUUAAUUAAAAGAAACAAGUCUGGAUUUUUAAAAAAUUGACAGCAUGUAAGAAGCAUACUCUAGGUUUCAAAUAAGUUCAUAUGGAAGAAAAAGACAAGUCAAACAUUAUAUACAGUCUGCUACAAUAGUUUCUGCCUGCAGAACUGAGUAUCUUGGGCUGCUGAGGAAGGAAUCAGAUUUGAGCUGGUAAGCUAUGAAUUCUUCCCAUGCUAGAAAUAGACUUCCCUUCCUUCAGCUACAUCACUAACUCACCUGCAUUUGUCUUGUUUCUUGGGAUCCUCUGAGAUUUGGGAGGGAGAGGUAGUUUAGGAACACCACCACCCAAAGAAGUCUGUACUGGCAUGUGCAGAACCUUGGAAAAAGUGAAAGCAGCACAAUGAAGGUUUCUCACAAGAUUUUCCAACUCAAGAAUGACAGUAUGGAAAUUUAGCAGUAGCGUUUUACCUGACGGGAAGGAUCUGAGAAUGUAUGUCCAUUUUGCCCCAUUAAAGAUACAGGAAUCAUUCCCACCAUUCCUUGCAACACAGGUUGUACUGGAGAUGCGAUUAUGAUGGCAGAACCUGAAAAUCAAUGGACUCAUGUGAGCAAGCUGUUAGUACUUACUCAGAGAGUCUCUCUCACUCUCUGUGCCAAUCAUCCAAAGUCAGAGAAUGGUCCAAAGGCAAAUGGCACUGUUCUACCAGUAAGCCUAAGUGUGUAUGACCCCGUAAGCUACCUGGAAGGCAGACUCCCUGAGAACCCUAUAUAAGCAGCUAUAAGCUCUUUAAAGAAAGAGCAGUAAAUAGCUCUAACCACAUUAUUGCUACUAAGCUGAUAUUUCUUGCUAUGAAGAACACCAUCCUAUAUAUACAGCAGGUUGCAGGCAGCAAGUUCUCUAAAGCAAAGGGCUAAAAUAGGAAUAUGUUCUUCUGCAUGGGAGUGACCCAGCCUUUGCUAGCUACACAGCUAUAGGGAGGAAGUAAUGUCUGACAUGUUGCCUGCAUUCACAUCUAUUUUAGCAAGUAUUUGUGUGGCAGAUGAACAAUAAGGCAAGAAAAGAAGCAAAGAAACCCCUGCGACUCUCCUGACAUUGGAACAAAUGCAGAAGCCCUUGCUUUGUGUAUGUGUUCCUAAGAAACCAGGCUUCCCCAAUGCAUUUCAGUUCCAGGAAGGGCUCCUUUGUUUUGCCUUCUCCCAUCUCAACAUAUUGGUUAGGUGCUCCAGUCUAGAGCUUCAGACAGUAACUCAGGGGGAUGUGCCAGGCAACCUAUAAGGCCAGGCAACUGCUAUAAGGCAAUAAACUUAAUGCCUUAUAGCAGAGGUAACCAGUGUAGUGCCCUCCAGAUGUUGUGGACAGGAGCUCUCAUCAUCCAUGAUCACUGAUCAUGCAACCCAGUAGGUAUCCUGAGGGUGAGGCAACCGUUAGUAUACUGCUCUUAGUUCUCAUUCCAUUUUUAGAACAAACUUCAAGCCAGAAUACAGCUUUCACUCCAGACUAGUUAUGUGGGCUGAAAUAGUGAGAUCCAGAAACAAAGAAAUCUCAGCCUCUAAUCCAAAGGGGUAGAUUUCUUAAAUCAACUUUUCUUCAUACUUGAAUGCAUGUGAAUACCACUCAAUAUCCUUGGUACUUCACAGCCUAGGACCCUCGUACCUACGGGACUGCGUCUCCUGGUAUGCCCCACGGAGAACCUUAAGGUCCAUAUAUAGCAACACCCUAGAGGUCCCGGGCCCUAAGGAAGUUAGAUUAGCCUCAACCUGAACCAGGGCCUUCUCAACACUGGCCCCGGCCUGGUGGAACGCUCUGUCUCUUGAGACCAGGGCCCUGCGGGAUCUGAUCUCUUUUCGCAGGGCCUGUAAGACAGAGUUAUUCCACCUGGCCUUUGGUUUAGAACCGGUUUGAUUCCCUCCCCCUCUUUCUUUUUCCCUUCUCCUCCUAUGAAGAGAUUGCAUCCUAAUGUUUUAAUGUUGUAUCUUAAUCUUUUAAAUUGUAUUUUAAUCAACUUGUUUUUAUUAUUGGUUGUUAGCCGCUCUGAGCCCAGUCUUGGCUGGGGAGGGCGGGGUAUAAAUAAAAAUUUAUUAUUAUUACU
Messenger RNA from Podarcis lilfordi (Lilford's wall lizard), 19123 nucleotides. NCBI's taxonomy places the organism in Eukaryota, Metazoa, Chordata, Lepidosauria, Squamata, Lacertidae. The record is from the annotation of a GenBank genome assembly.